GAUAUGGGCGUAUCUUAGCCACUCACUCGCAAUUGCUUCCUCUUAUUCCUUUCAGCCAUAUCGAUUGACGAUGAGGCGAUGAAGCCGGCAGAAGAACGUCCAUUGGAACUGCGCUCCGAUCAAGGCACAACAAAGCCAAGAUGCUAAAAACUAUGCUCGCUUGCUGCAAGCUCUACAUCUCUGAAAGCCGAAAUGUUCGUGUCUUGGAAUUGAUUGAGCAUGCUGCAAAAGCACAUCCAGAAGUCGUUCUCAUUAACAAAUUCAAGGAUGAAGUUUACAAUCGAGUUGGCUACACAAUUGUUUCACCCCUCUCCAUACACUCAGAUGCAAGUCCACUAAGGACUGCGGUGGUUGACAUGGUUAAAGCAGCCUUCGAAGCUAUCGAUCUCGAAUUGCAUUAUGGAAGUCAUCCUCGUCUUGGAGUUGUAGACCACAUCUGCUUCCAUCCCUUGGCCCAAGCUACGCUUCCCCAAGUGGCUGAAAUUGCAAAAUCAGUGGCAUGUGACAUUGGCAAGAAACUCCAAGCCCCAAUCUAUCUAUAUGGAGCAUGCCAUGAAGGAGGAAGAACUCUUGAUUCGAUAAGAAGAAAGCUUGGCUACUUCAAACCCAACUCGGCUGGAAAUCAAUGGACAGGCUCGCUGAAAAUGGAGAUUUUGGAGCUGAGGCCUGAUGUUGGACCCCUUCAGCCUCCACCAUCCAAAGGCAUUGUAGUCGUAGGAGCUACACGUUGGGUCGACAACUACAAUAUCCCAGUCUGGUGCACUGAUAUCGACUCUGUUCGGAGAAUUGCGAGCAAGGUAAGGGAACGAGGAGGUGGGCUAAAAUCGGUGCAAGCUAUCGCCCUAUCUCAUGCUGCAGGCUGCAUUGAAGUCGCAUGCAAUCUGCUUGAUACGAGCAUCACAGGGGCUGAUCAGGUACAAGGUGAAGUCCAGAGACUUGCUGCGGAGGAAGGGUUCAAAGUGGGGGAAGGAUAUUUUACUGAUUUCUCAACAGAAAAGAUUACUGAAAUGUAUCUUAGAUCUAUUUCAUUUUCAUGUGGAAGAGGAUGAAACGUAUUCAUUCCUCUAUAUCUUGCAUAUGGAUUUUUGAAGAAAAGUAUUCUUACAAACCAUUUAAUUUGGAAAACAGCUUCAAGUA
This is a messenger RNA of Zingiber officinale, 1137 nucleotides long. Its product is annotated as formimidoyltransferase-cyclodeaminase-like. Bases 141 to 1049 code for a protein of 302 amino acids. Gene Ontology annotation, molecular function: folic acid binding; transferase activity. NCBI's taxonomy places the organism in Eukaryota, Viridiplantae, Streptophyta, Magnoliopsida, Zingiberales, Zingiberaceae. The record is from RefSeq and is a predicted model, not a curated record. The transcript is spliced from 3 exons.